Molecule: messenger RNA, 4623 nt
Organism: Portunus trituberculatus (swimming crab)
Lineage: Eukaryota; Metazoa; Arthropoda; Malacostraca; Decapoda; Portunidae
Gene: Klp98A
Product: kinesin-like protein Klp98A
Exons: 24
Coding region: 108-3977 (1289 amino acids)
Biological process (GO): microtubule-based movement
Molecular function (GO): microtubule motor activity; phosphatidylinositol binding; microtubule binding
Source: RefSeq, a predicted model, not a curated record
GGUUGAGGACAGCAGUAAUGUAAACAAAAAUGGAGCUUCUGUGUCGAGGCUUCAAACUUGUGUAGAUAUUUGGGUCAGUUAAGCGCGUCUGUGAUAUUUCUUGGAGUAUGGCUUCCGUUAAGGUGGCAGUUCGUGUCCGACCCUUCAAUCAAAGAGAAGUGGACUUGAAUUCUCAUUGUAUUGUUGAAGUUGAAGAUAAGAAAACAAAACUCAUUAACAGUAAGAUUAGUCUCGGAGAUGGAGCGGAGGCAAGGGAACGUGUUAAGGAGUUCACAUUUGACUAUUCUUACUGGUCUCAUGCAGAGUCUGACCACCACUUUGCCCCUCAGGUCAAGAUAUAUGAUGACUUGGGAACAGAUGUUGUUUCCAAUGCCCUCCAGGGAUACAAUGCCUGUGUGUUUGCCUACGGCCAGACUGGGAGUGGCAAAACAUUCACCAUGAUGGGCUCCCAGUCCAAUCCAGGACUUAUUCCUAGGAUAUGUGAAGCUCUGUUUUCAAGCAUGGCAGAAGGAAGGGAGGCUGGAACUACUUACAAAGUGGAAGUAAGCUAUUUGGAGAUCUAUAAUGAACGAGUGAAAGACUUGCUAAGACCCGGUGCCCAGAACACCCACUCCCUUCGUGUGAGGGAACACCCCAAGCUGGGCCCAUACGUACAGGACCUCUCUGUCCACUUAGUUCAACAGUACCCCGAUAUUGAGGAGCUGAUGAGGAAAGGAAACUCUCAUCGCACAACAGCCAGUACCCACAUGAAUGACACUAGCUCAAGAAGCCAUGCCAUCUUUACUGUCACCUUCAUCCAGGCCAAACUUAUGUCUGAUGUUCCUCUUGAAACUCGAUCCAAGAUUCAUCUUGUUGACCUUGCAGGCAGUGAAAGAGCCGAUGCAACAGGGGCAACAGGUCAGAGGCUGAAGGAAGGUGCCCACAUCAAUAAGUCUCUAGUGACUCUAGGAUCUGUCAUCAGUGCCCUUGCAGAACAGGCUGCCAAAUCCACCUCAGGAAAGAAUGUCUUCAUCCCUUACAGAGACUCGGUCCUUACUUGGUUGUUAAAAGAUUCUCUUGGAGGGAACUCCAAAACAAUCAUGAUAGCAACAAUAUCUCCUGCUGAUGUGAAUUAUGGGGAGACACUAAGCACAUUGAGGUAUGCCAACCGAGCAAAGAACAUUAUCAAUAAGCCCACCAUCAAUGAAGAUCCCAAUGUGAAGCUCAUUAGAGAACUCAGGGAAGAAAUUCUUAAUCUUAAGCUGCAGCUCCAGGAGACCACUGUUGUUGGUUUAGGGGCCAACAAUGAAAAGGGAAGUAUAAUGGAGACUCUAAGCCAGAAGCAAGCCAAAGAAAAGGAAUUAACUGACCAGUGGACUGAAAGAUGGAGUGAGACGCAUACCAUCCUUCAAGAGCAGAAAACACUGGGCCUCCGGAAAGCUGGUCAGGGUGUGGUGUUAGACUCAGAACGGCCUCACCUUGUCUUGAUCGAUGACAACGUGCUGACAACUGGUGUGACGCUAUACCAUCUCAAUGACAGCCUCACUACCAUUGGCUCUCUCUCUUCUCAGGACAUCAGGCUGGAGGGAGGUGAAGUCUUGGAGGAGCAUUGUACUAUAGAGCUGCAAGAUGGGAUAGCAACACUGGAAUCCAAACCAGAUGCACAGUGUUGGGUCAACUCUCAACUUGUUGAUAAACCAAGUCGACUUACUCAAGGUUGUGUGGUUGUGCUUGGGGGAAGUCACAUGUUCCGAUACAAUGACCCACAAGAAGCAGCAAGGCUGAGGAAGGAAGGAAACAGGAGUCACCUUAACUUGUCCCGGCUUUCUUUCCUGUCUAGAUCUGCCACUGACCUUAUUAGAUCAUGUGAUAAUUUAUCGGGGAUGGAUAGUGAUUUAGAAAAGACUAACUUAGACAGCAGCAAUUUCUCACGGAUUGCAAAGCAGAUGUCCAAAGUAGCAGAAACUACAGACUUGUGUGAAAUAUCAACACAAACCAGCCUUCACACACACAGUCAACCCACAUCACCAUUUGGCAGCCACAAUGGAGACUUUGAUGCCAAUCCUGCACUUAGAAAGUCAAGUUUGACACUUCCAUUGGACGGGAAAAAAGCAGAUGUAGGUGUAGAAACAACUUCCAUCAACUCCACUCCUGCAUCAGACACGUUUUACACAGCUACCUCCGUCCUCUCUCCAGACCCUCAUGAUCUCACCUCACCCUUGUCGCCUCUACCUCUUGAUGUGCCUCGCUCAGGAAAUGUAAAGAAUACUGGAGACUCAAACACUGGUGCUUGUGGUGCCUUGGUUGAUCAACAAAAUGAACCAGUUUCUGAAGUGCCUAAUGAUGAUGCAAGAAAAAUUCAUCCAUCUCAUUAUAAGUGUAAUGAUAGUAAUGUAAGUGCUGUGCAGCCUAGGUCUUUAGCAAAUGAAAUUGAUACCUGUGUUCAAAAAGCUAUAGAAACAAAUGACAAAAGUAUGAGCCACUUAGAUCAAAAUUAUGUUAAAAGUAAGGUCACUCAUAUCCAACAAGAGGUUCUUGGUGCUCUUCUCUUGUCUCCCAUUCCUUCUGUUUAUGAUUCCACCCACUGCCAGACUAUGAAAGGGACAACAGCCUCAACUCCUGUUGAGGCUGAAAAUAACCAUGACCAAAGGAAAAAGGACUCCCAAAGUGUUAGAUCUCGACUUCUUAAUAAGAAUAUUAAGACUGUCUCCAGAUCUUCCUCACCAGAGAUAAAUGAUAGCAAGUCUUCUCCAGAAGUUAAGAUAUUGUCAUUUUCUGACACUGAGAGCUCCCAUCCUUACCCAAGUAAUAUAGAUAAUGGAGUCUCCUUAUCACUUAAUAAUAAUAUGUUUCUUGAUAAUGGAAACACCAAAGAAAAUACGCAAGAUUUUGUAGAUGUCCACAGUGGUUCCCAAUGUAACUCUGGAGAUAAUGAUUUACAGAAGAAUAUCACAGAAGCUUCCUCUGAAUGGUAUCCUGGACUCAGUAUUAAGGAGAAGAGUGAAUUGAUACCACCAGAGGCUGAUAUUGAGAAGGCAGCAGAAGUGUUACUUAGACUUCGAGAGAAGACUGAUGAGGGCAAUGCCAGUAUCAGUGAGCAGAUCCGUGAGCUUGAAGAACUAAAACAGCAUUAUGGUAACUUGGAAGACCAACUAAUUGACAGACAGUCUUUAGAGAGACAUGAUUCUGCAUACAAUGGUUCUGAAGGUGAUCAAGCACAGAAUAUUGAAAGGCCUUCUGAUCUUCCUCUGCCUCUUGACUCAUCCCUGCUCCAGGAGGACAGGUUAGCUCUCCUGAUAGAGCGAGAAGUGCAGAGGCGAGUGCUGGAGGAAGUUGUGGCAAGGGAAAGUGCAGCCAUAAGCUCAAAGCCUCAAUACAGGAAAACAUAUCGGUCCAUGAGUGCAUCAAUGGAUCAUUGGACCUCGGGAAUAAGAGUGUUGACCCCAUCAGAAGUGAGACCAUAUACUUCAAUGAGUGCAGGAUAUGAAAUAGAAGGAGAAAUUGGGAAUCAUUUGUACCAGAGUGCAACAUCUGCUGAUGAUUUACUGCUUACUCCUGGGCCUCUACAGUCUCCUUUAACUGAUUAUGACAUGUCAUGUGGGAUUUGUGUGUGCAUACCUGGGUAUGAGAUGAGAGGUGCUGGUUCAGGAGCUCACUGGGAAUAUGAGGUAAAGAUUGCUGCAGGCAGUGACUCCUGGACUGUUUUCAGAAGAUACAGAAGAUUUAGGGAGCUUCAUAUGUAUAUGUGUCAUAAAUAUGGCCAACUGGUUGAAGACCUCUACUUUCCGCCUCGACGUCUCUUUGGAAACUUUACUGAAAGAGUUGUGGCUGAACGACGUGGGCAGCUAGAGGUGUACUUGCAGCAGCUCAUUGUGCUCUGUAGUGAUUUGGAAGGGUCCCCUCUCUGUGGGGUACCUCCUUCAAGAACAACACUGGCUGCAUUCUCACCAUUCUUUCAGCGUGGUGUCUUCGAAACAUCAAGAUACUCAACUAGUUAGUAUAUUGAAUGAUUUAUCUAGUUUAUUGUCCUGGUAUAUUACUUAGUUAUUUAAUUUGGGGCUUUAAAUGUGAAAAUGGUUAAGAAUAAUUCCAGAGAGAAAGUAUACUCCAUCAUCACCUGUAUUAUUGGACAUUGCUUCCAACAUAAAAACCUCUUCAAAGACGUAAGGUUAGUAUUAGACAUAAUAUACUAGAUUGUAUAAUAUAAAAUUUAUGUAGCAUUUUAUUUAUGAAUAGUUUUGUACAUGUAUAAAAGAAUAUAUAGAUUUUUAUAGUGUGACAUCAGUAUGCCUAAUUUAAGUGAUAGUAUUUUGCAGUACUGUAUUAAAAUGACAAUAACACACUCAGAUGAAAAGCAUUCCUUGUAUGGUUGAUGCUCUAAAAUACUUAUGUAUUUUUGCUUGAAUCUCAGACUAAGAAAGUUUAAAUGUGAAUUUAAUUACAUACAUUAUGCCUUUUUAUUUAUUUCUUUUCUUUUUGAGUGUUGUAUAGCAUUUAGGAAAUCAUGCAGUCCAUAAUCUGUCUUCAUCUUUGUCAUCUUUAUAAUAUGAAGACUUGUGUCCGUCGCUUUCACAAUGUCAUUGUGAUUCUUCCUCUCCUGCUGUGUGUCCAUCAUAUUGUUGUAGAAGCUUAUUCAUCCCUCUC